GAAGGGAUAAAGGAUUGCAGAGAAGAAAAAAAACAGAAGGAAAGAUUAACUAGACCUAGCAAGAAUAGAAAUUAAAGAUAGAUAUGUGGAAAUUUUUAUUCAGUUAAUAGAGAGAAACAGAAAAUAAAGUUCAAAAAUCAGGUGAGGAAUGAAAAAGCAAGGCAGAGGAGCAAGAAAUUGAAAGCACUUUACACAACUUGCCAGUGUUCUAGUAAACAUCUAGCUCCCUGACUCCAGCACACUCUACACUCUUCGAGUCUGAGGCAUAAACACUACAGGCAGGUCACUGCAUUUCUUCAGGAGCGCUGGAGGGAAGUGAAAGAUCUGGGACUGUGAGGGCCAUGCUUACCAGACUCUGCUGACCUAACAUUUGUUUAUACCCAUGGAGUUAAACAGACCCUCCUUUGUGCUCUACCUACUCGUUUUAUGGAAAGGCCUCAGUGACUCAUUCAACAUUAAUGUGAAGGAAGCCAGGAUCUUCAAAGGACCAAAAAAGAGUCAGUUUGGAUAUAAAGUUCUACAGCAUGAAGUGGACGGUCAGAAAUGGUUACUGGUCAGUGCACCACGGGAUGGUAUUGCAAAGAGCAAGAAUGGCGACAUAUACCGAUGUCACAUAUCCAAUCGAAGGAGCUCAAACUGCAUGAAAAUAAAUUCUGGGGAGGCAGCUCUGAAAAACAUCUCUGAUGAUAUGAAGAACAUGCACUUCGGAAUGACACUGAAUCGGAACUCCCAGGGCUUCCUGGUGUGUGCUCCCCUCUGGUCCCAGCAGUGUGGAAGUUCCAUCUACAACACGGGAAUCUGUACAAACAUCAGCUCCGACUUCCAGCCUUCAGGAAUCAUUGCACCUACCGCACAAGAUUGUGGUGUCUCCAUGGACAUUGUGAUCCUGUUGGAUGGAUCAAACAGUAUCUACCCCUGGCACGAGGUACAGAAGUUCCUCAGCAAUGUCCUCAACAAAUUCCACAUUGGCCCCAAGCAGAUACAGAUCGGAGUGCUGCAGUAUGCGGAGACGGUGGUUCACGAGUUCAGUCUCAGCGAACACAAGACUGCACGGGAGGUGGUAGAGGCUGCCAGAAAUAUCAGCCGACAGGGCGGCCGGGAGACGAAGACGGCGAUGGCAGUCAGAGCGGCGUGCUCCGAGGCCUUCAGCCCAGAACGUGGUGGACGGGACGGAGCCACCAAAGUUAUGGUUGUUGUGACAGACGGAGAAUCUCAUGAUGGGCUGGAGCUACGUGACGCACUUGCCGAGUGUGAAAAGCGUAACAUCAGUCGCUAUGCCAUUGCUGUUCUGGGCCAUUACAUCCGGAGACGCAAAGACACAGAGACCUUUAUAAAAGAGAUCAAAUUUAUUGCCAGCGACCCAGAUGAGAAACAUUUCUUCAAUGUCAGCGAUGAGGCAGCACUGAACGAUAUUGUGGAUGCUUUGGGGGACAGAAUAUUUGGGCUAGAAGGAACAAUUCAGCAAAAUGAAAGCUCGUUUGAGCUGGAAAUGUCACAGGCCGGAUUUUCAGCCCAUGUUUUGGAGGAUGGGAUCCUGCUCGGAGCAGUCGGAGCAUAUGACUGGAAUGGAGCAGUCGUGAAAGAAAGUGCCCAGGGCAAAGUCAUUACAUCAAGAGAAGCCCUGAGCCAAGAGUUUCCCAAAGCUUUGAAGAACCAUGCAGCCUACCUCGGCUACACUGUGUCAUCUGUGAGGCAGAGGAAUGGUCAACGUGUCUAUGUCGCAGGGGCUCCGCGAUUCAAACACAAAGGCAAGGUUAUUCUCUUCAAUCUGGACAAAGGCGGGAAUCUGACCAUUCAUCAGUCCCUGAUCGGAGAACAGAUCGGAUCCUAUUUUGGAAGUGAGGUUUGCCCUGUGGACGUGAACGGUGACAGUGUGACAGAUGUACUGUUGGUCGCAGCGCCAAUGUAUCUGGGAGCUGGCAGCAAGGAAACGGGGAAAGUUUAUAUUUACAGAGUGCAGGAGUUUUCCCUCUCGUUCAGUGAUACUCUACGUGUCAGUACCAAACCACAGGACUCUCGGUUUGGGUUCACCCUCAUUGCGGUUCCUGACCUUAAUUACGAUAGGUUUAAUGAUGUGGUUGUUGGAGCCCCCUUGGAGGACGGUCACCGGGGUGCGGUGUACAUCUACCAUGGACAUCAAGACACCAUCCUCCCGACUUACAAGCAGAGAAUAGCUGCUUCGGCUGUGGACCCAGGACUUCGGUAUUUUGGGCGCAGUGCAGACGGCCAGAUGGAUGUGGACGGGGACGGACUGAUCGAUGUGGCGGUGGGAGCUUUCGGCAAGGCUGUGGUAUUCGGGAUACUCCGUGUGGUCCAGGUGAAUGUCUCAGUUGAGUUCAGUCCAGCCUCCAUCAAUAUGCUACAGCGAAACUGCCAGAGAAAUGGCAAAGAUGUCACCUGUGUUACUGCCACAGUCUGUUUCAUGGCAAGGGCUAAAUCACCUGGACUAAUCAACAGCACUCUGGAUCUGCAUUAUAACGUUGUGUUGGAUGAAAAGAAAUUUGCUCCCAGGGCCUUGUUUGAUGGAGAUGACCAGAGGCAGACACAGAAUGUUACCCAUAUCCUGAUCGAUGGCCAGAUGUGUCAUAAGCUUCAAUUCCACGUCAUUGAUACAGCUGACUACAUUCGGCCCAUUGGGUUCCUGCUGCUGUUUAGUCUGGAUGAACAGCCAUUGGGGCCAGUUCUGGAUGACGGUUGCAUGACCACAGUUAGAAGCUGGAUUCCCUUUUUUAAAGACUGUGGGGAUGACGAUGAGUGUUUGACGGAUCUCACACUUCAGGCACACCUGGAUAUUUCUGGAUCUAGACAGAGUCCUUACAUUGUGAGGAACAGUCGGCAGCGAGUGUCAGCGAUAGUGAAGCUGGAAAACAGGAGGGAAAAUGCCUAUAAUACCAGCCUCAACAUCACCUUUUCCAAAAACCUGCUCUUCAGCAGUCUCCUUGUGAAGGGUGACACACAAAAUAAGGUUGAAUGUCUGGUGUAUUCAGCACACCACAGAAUCUGCAACGUGAGUUUCCCAGUCUUCAGAUCAUUGAUGCAGGUGUCCUUUCGGGUGGAGUUUGAGUUCCAUUGUUCACUCCUCUUGGAUGAAGUGGAGCUAUACCUCAAUGUUACCAGUGACAGCACUGAGAUGAAUGAAACCCUUCAUGAUAACACAGUCUACAUCUGGGCUGCAGUCCGGUACGAGUCAGAUCUUCUCCUCACCAGUGAAUCCAGUCUCCAACGCUAUGAAGUGCAGCCAGUGACCGAGUCAGUGCUUGAAGAAAUUCAUCCCGAGUUCAAGUACAUCUUUAAGAUCAAAAACCUUGGCUGUUUUCCUGCUGAGGAUUUGGAAGCUAAGAUCUACAUUCCGACCAUGACCAGCGCAUACUAUCACAUUUCUGCAGUGACCACUGCCUUUACCAAGCCGGUCACUGGGAUAAAUUGCUCCAUGGAUAAUGCUACAGAUCCACUGAGGGGAAACCAAGACAUAGCCACACACUUACUUCCCAGAGAUCUCCGACAUGUGGACCGCCUGGACUGCAGUAACUCCUGGUGCAACACACUCACCUGCCACAUGAAGACACUAGACAGGAAUGAGGAGAUGGCACUUCAUGUUGGCUACAUGCUGUAUGGCAAAUUCUUCAGGACGGCAAAGUUCAAAUCCCUGAAGAUCGUGACCACCUUCACUCUGGAUGUGCGGACGCCUCAGGUCCUGACCGUUACAGAGACGGCUCGGUAUCGAGAGGUGACUUUAGAGCUGAUCAAACCAGUGGUGAUUGCCGUCUCUCUGUGGAUUAUCAUCGGAAGCACGCUUGGGGGUCUCCUGCUGUUGGCUCUCAUUGUCUUUAUUUUGUGGAAGUGUGGAUUCUUUAAGAGGAAACGGAAGGAGGAAGAAAGUGAGAACAAGGAGGAUGAUGAGAAGAGAGAGUGAGGCUGAGGCUGCUCCAGUGCAGCACCCAGUAUGCUGAGUGUCAGGAAUCUCUGACAUACCCACGCCGUCCCAUCGAACACAGACUGACCGCUGUGCACUUCCUUGAAGCUUUUUUCAAUUUGCAAGUACCCUUCAAAGGGGCCAUGUCACCUUGUCCAAAACUCUUGGGACCAAUCCAGGGUGGGGUGCCAGGAAACUAUGUGUGUUCCAAUGGUUGUGACUUACGAGACACAAUCUGUAUGGUGGAUUUUAUUGCAUCGUUCAAAGGUUGUUCCUGUUAAUGCGUCAGGUAGAUUCAGCAAUGUGGGGUGUCCAUUCCUAUUGUCAAGCAACACAGCCCCUUUCAGCCAGUCACACCCUGCUAACCCCACCCCACUGAGGCUGCUUACUACAUACAGCCACUACCUAUUCUGCACUGUUGCCACCUUGAGAUGCGUGGCUUGUGCUGGAAAUGAUGCCAAAUGAUAUCUUUGGUUGUAAUUAAAUGAGUUGACGGUGAAAUAUGUGCUCACCUUUAUGCUGCCAACUGAGCGAGUCAGAGAUCAAACACACCAGGGGAAAUGUGCAAGAACAUAACUGCCAGCAACUGGACACCAGACACUGGUGUGGACCAGAUAACCCUAAAAUGUACAUUCACCUUUAUUCUACUGUUUUUGUCCUUUCCCCAGUCCAUGCUGUUAACUGUCAAAGGACCAAGGAGUCCUGGGACCUGUGUUCAGAUCCAGCUCACCCACGUGAUGACAAUCUUUGAUUUGCAACAGCCCCAUGCAGUUCAAAUCUGUGGGACAAACAUUCACGAGAUGAGAGUACACAGUGUUUGUCCAAGUGUUGAUUAGUCGAGGUUGGGUUUGAACGCAGACCUGUCACACCUGGAUCAGGACAGAUUGUAUCACUCAGACUGUUUCCCCCCCAGCUCGUGUGUGAGAAUGGACUGCUCCAAAUCAUCUCUCAUUUUGAUUUGAAGCCAAGUAAAAGCUGAGGGAAAGGGCUGCCUGGGUCCCCCCAGGGCAAUCAGCCAUCUUGCUUACCCCUCUCCAAUUCCAGCUUCUCACUGACACUGAAGUCACUCAGCCUAAGGAACAAAUAUUUACGUGCACUUUAUUUAAAGCUUUCAUUUUUUGGAAAUAAACAUUUAAAGAAAUAAAACCUGA
Molecule: messenger RNA, 5064 nt
Organism: Carcharodon carcharias (great white shark)
Lineage: Eukaryota; Metazoa; Chordata; Chondrichthyes; Lamniformes; Lamnidae
Gene: itga10
Product: integrin, alpha 10
Exons: 30
Coding region: 383-3913 (1176 amino acids)
Biological process (GO): cell-cell adhesion; integrin-mediated signaling pathway; cell-matrix adhesion
Cellular component (GO): integrin complex; external side of plasma membrane
Molecular function (GO): integrin binding
Source: RefSeq, a predicted model, not a curated record